UCCGAGAGUGAUGUCAGCGUCAGGUGACCAGAAGGCGGAAGUUAAAUGAAAACGGUAGAAAGGUUACAGAAGUUUUCUUCAAACAAAUAUCCUUGUUUAAGGGCUUAGUUUUGCAAAUUUCUUUUGUACGUCACCGUGUUCAAUGGCGUCGAGCUACACGAAGGACUCCAUCUUUCUCGGAAGUAUAAUACCGACAGAGAUUGAGUCGAUGUGCAGAAACCUGAAGGAUCUGGAUCACGAAAUGUUCAGAAAAAUCCUUAAAGCUGUGGUCAGUGCAUUGGAAGGAAAAGACUGCAGAGACACGAUGAAGGCUAUAGCGGAGAGCAGUGCCAUUCCACAGGAGAGACUCAGUCACAUCAUAGCUGGGAUGUACAGGCUGUUAUCUGAGGCCAUCCGCAUCCCUGUGUCGUCACUCAAACAGGAGGUUUUUAAAGAUGACCUGAGAGAAUUAAGAAUACCCGAGGAGUUUGUUACAGAUUUCUCCAGUGUGGUUUAUGGCAGUCGGCGUGCAGCAUUGGAGAUGGCAGCCGCCCAGAGUGAUCCUCACCUUCCUACAGUAGAAGAAUUUAAAUGGAGAGUGGAUGUUGCUAUUUCUACCAGCUCUUUAACCCGAGCCCUGCAGCCUUCCGUACUGAUGCACAUGAAGCUGUCGGAUGGAAGUUUUCAUCGCUUCGAGGUUCCUGUGUCGAAGUUCCAGGAGCUCCGCUACAACGUUGCCUUGAUCCUUAAAGAAAUGAAUGAUGUAGAGAAGAGGAGUAUUCUAAAAAUUCAAGACUAAUAUGAAAAUAUUUCAUUUCAAACUUCUUUUUUUUUUUAGUUUUGGAACAUGUUUGUGCGUCAGAAUUUAGAUGUUUGUUGAAAUUUGUCUUUGAAAGUGUUGGUAUCCAACAUACUGUAUGGUGGCGCUAGGCUCUAAUAAAUCAUAGGUGAAAAAGUAGUCCACAGUCUGGACUACAGCUUGAUCUGUGGACUGGGCUGCAGCCCACGGCGCUCUCAGAUUCGUGGCCACUAAGACUUCGACUGGUGUCAGGUGAUUUGUUUUUGAGACUAAACAUUUUGUAUGUAUUGAUCAGUGAUAGUUUUUUUUUUUCUACUCUUGAUUAAACAGUCUUCAAAGCAUUGACAUUUUAACAAUUGUUCUUGUCAUGGAAUUAAAAUAAAAACUGGUGUUAAUUUAUUUUUUUCUAUUUUU
Molecule: messenger RNA, 1192 nt
Organism: Cynoglossus semilaevis (tongue sole)
Lineage: Eukaryota; Metazoa; Chordata; Actinopteri; Pleuronectiformes; Cynoglossidae
Gene: commd5
Product: COMM domain containing 5
Exons: 7
Coding region: 143-778 (211 amino acids)
Cellular component (GO): nucleus
Source: RefSeq, a predicted model, not a curated record